ACUCAGUUUUAGAUGGCGUUCCGUCACAAAGAAGGCCCUGAGUGACACAGGAUAGACUUUCUAGUGAACCGUUUAUCUAGCAGCUCUUAUUUGGGCUUCUGUGAACUCCUGGUCCCGCCCACAGGCCCCAGGCCCCCGGCCCCGGGACAAAGGGGGAAUAUUUAAGGGACACCUUUCACCCUCACCCUUUGUCCCAGUGGAAACUCCAGUCUUGGCGUACAACUUGAAGGCCAUCUGAAUCAAGACCAAUCAUGUGUGACGACGACGAGACUACCGCCCUCGUGUGCGACAACGGCUCUGGCCUCGUCAAGGCUGGGUUCGCCGGUGAUGAUGCUCCCCGCGCUGUGUUCCCAUCAAUCGUUGGACGUCCCCGUCACCAGGGCGUGAUGGUGGGUAUGGGACAGAAGGACAGCUAUGUGGGAGACGAGGCUCAGAGCAAGAGAGGUAUCCUGACUCUGAAGUACCCCAUCGAGCACGGCAUCAUCACCAACUGGGACGACAUGGAGAAGAUCUGGCACCACACCUUUUACAACGAGCUGCGCGUGGCCCCUGAGGAGCACCCCACCCUGCUCACUGAGGCCCCCCUGAACCCCAAGGCCAACAGGGAGAAGAUGACCCAGAUCAUGUUCGAGACCUUCAACGUCCCCGCCAUGUAUGUCGCCAUCCAGGCCGUGCUGUCCCUGUACGCCUCCGGUCGUACCACCGGUAUUGUGCUGGACUCUGGUGAUGGUGUGACCCACAACGUACCCAUCUAUGAGGGUUAUGCUCUGCCCCAUGCCAUCAUGCGUCUGGAUCUGGCCGGUCGCGACCUCACUGACUACCUGAUGAAGAUCCUGACUGAGCGCGGCUACUCCUUUGUGACCACCGCCGAGCGUGAGAUCGUGCGGGACAUCAAGGAGAAGCUGUGCUACGUGGCCCUGGACUUUGAGAAUGAGAUGGCCACCGCUGCCUCCUCCUCCUCCCUGGAGAAGAGCUACGAGCUGCCCGACGGUCAGGUCAUCACCAUUGGUAACGAGCGUUUCCGUUGCCCAGAGACUCUCUUCCAGCCUUCCUUCAUUGGUAUGGAGUCCGCUGGUAUCCAUGAGACCGCCUACAACAGCAUCAUGAAGUGUGACAUUGACAUCCGUAAGGACCUGUACGCCAACAAUGUCCUGUCCGGCGGUACCACCAUGUACCCUGGUAUUGCUGACCGUAUGCAGAAGGAGAUCACCGCUCUGGCCCCCAGCACUAUGAAGAUCAAGAUCAUCGCUCCCCCCGAGCGUAAGUACUCUGUGUGGAUCGGCGGCUCCAUCCUGGCCUCUCUCUCCACCUUCCAGCAGAUGUGGAUCAGUAAGCAGGAGUACGACGAGGCCGGCCCUUCCAUCGUCCACAGGAAGUGCUUCUAAACAUCCCAUCUCCCCACACCUCCUCCAUACACAUACACCCUCCUUCUGUUGUCUGCCUUUGUACUGUAUAUACAUGUUCUGUUGUAAUAAAAUAGUUGCUUGUAACAAUAA
Molecule: messenger RNA, 1496 nt
Organism: Salmo salar (Atlantic salmon)
Lineage: Eukaryota; Metazoa; Chordata; Actinopteri; Salmoniformes; Salmonidae
Product: actin, alpha cardiac muscle
Source: RefSeq, a predicted model, not a curated record